This is a messenger RNA of Striga asiatica, 456 nucleotides long. The record is from the annotation of a GenBank genome assembly. NCBI's taxonomy places the organism in Eukaryota, Viridiplantae, Streptophyta, Magnoliopsida, Lamiales, Orobanchaceae.
AUGGACCAUCAAGCGGUCACUCACCGGAUCGUAAGGUAUGCUGUCGACAUCCACAAAAGGUCGGUUAAUGCAGGCUCGUUGGAUGACAAAUCGAAUCACGAGAAAGAGCCGAUCUCGAUCUCCAUGAUUGUCAUUCACAAGGUACGGGAUUUGCCUGCAGGAUUCGACAAUAUCCAUAUUUUCCUCUAUCCAUGGGCAUUUCGGGCCUUUUAUAUCUAUCAAGUGCCAGUAGAUACAUUUGGAUUUGGAUUUGAAGGAGUGAGGGUCAGAAAGAAGAUCCCAAACCUCGAAUUGGGUUGGAACGGCGAGACUCCAGUCCUCCAAAUCUACCUCAAACGCAAUGCAGUUAAACACUUCACGCUUGGGGCAAUAGCUUACGAAACACGCAACGCAGACGAUUGUGUUCAAAGGGUGAAAACCCCUUCAAACAGAACAGUACUGUCGCCGAAAAACUAA